UCAGUCGACCUUUGCAGCUCAAACAGUCCAAAGUGAAAAUGAAGCAGUUCGUCGUUCUAAUGUGCCUAGUGGCCCUCACCGCAGCCGCUCCCCAGGGAUACAAGUACCAGCCCCAGCUGCCCGCCCUGCCCAUCGGCAACCUCCGUCCGCAGACACCCCUCUCGCCCAGUGGAAUAUACGCAGGGGCCGGCAUCCCGGCCCUCUCGCAGAUCAGUGUCCAGGCCCAGCAGCCAGCCAUUCAAUCUGUGCAGAACAUCGUCUCCGCCCCUGCUCCUGCUCCUGCUCCUGCUCCCUUGCCCCUCGCCCUGCCCCAGCAGACCCUGAUCAGUGCCCUGCCCCAGCAGAACCUGAUCAGCACUGUGCAGCAGCAGCAGCCCCAGCAGAUCGUCUACCAGCAGCAGCCGCAGCUUCAGCAGCUUCAGCAGCCGCAGCAAAUCCUGCAGACCCAGUACGUGCAACGGCCUGCGAUCGUCACGAAGGACAUCUACAUCCACUCUGCACCCGAGGAGACGGAGGAGCUGCGGCAGGACGAGCCCCAGCUGGAGAGCGUGCCCAUCCGCAAGAACUACCGCAUCGUGUUCAUCAAGGCGCCGUCCCAGAACCUGAAGUACACCGCCGCCGCUCUGAAGCGGGCCCAGUCCAGCAACGAGGAGAAGACCGUCAUCUACGUGCUCUCCAAGAAGCCCGACCUCACCGAGAUCCAGCAGCAGCUGCAGGUCACCCAGUCCGAGGCCAAGGUGCACAAGCCCGAGGUGUACUUCAUCAAGUACAAGACCCAGGAGGAGGCCCAGCGCGCCCAGCAGGAGAUCCAGGCCCAGUACGAUGCCCUGGGAGGCGCCACCCACAUCUCGGACGAGGGCGUGGCCCCCAUCACCAGCGUCUCGAGUGGCGCCCUCAACCUGGGCAGCUUUGCGCCCCAGCAGCAGGCCCAGGUGACCACCAUCAGCCAGCCCCAGGCGCAGUCCAUCGUGCAGCUGCCGGUCGUGAGCCAGGGAAUCCAGCAGCAGAGCUCCUUUGUCCAGCAGACCUCCUCGUUUGUGCCCUCCGUGCCAUCCAGGAAGUACGUGCCGGCCAAGACUUUCAAAUAGGGCGUAUCUAGUCCCCAUACUAUCGCCUUCAUUUUUCAACCACCCUAUUGUAGCUCAUUUUAAUUUAUUGUAAAUGCGAGUGCCGACAGAAAUAAAGAAACAUUUUAAUCCAAAA
Messenger RNA from Drosophila rhopaloa, 1203 nucleotides. RefSeq lists its product as uncharacterized. NCBI's taxonomy places the organism in Eukaryota, Metazoa, Arthropoda, Insecta, Diptera, Drosophilidae. The record is from RefSeq and is a predicted model, not a curated record. The transcript is spliced from 2 exons. Bases 39 to 1088 code for a protein of 349 amino acids.